ACUGUCUUGGCAUCACUUCUCGUCCUUCCUCCGGCGUCAUGUGAAGGGGGUUCACCGUGGUUUCUGUCGGCCCAGACCGGACCCCCACUCCGUCGAGCUCUUUCGUAAGCGCUGACCUCCUUGCCCAGGUAGUUCGCGUGGGGUAGUGUCUCUGUCCCCGCUGUCCCCGGUUUAUCCUGCACCCCUCGGCGUGCGGCGGAGCGGAGGAUGAGCGAGCAAGGGAAGGGCUCGGCAUCCGCCUCUGCCGCGGCCCCGGCACCAGGGUCGGAUACUUACAAAGGCUGGCUUUUUAAAUGGACGAACUAUUUGAAAGGCUACCAGCGGCGAUGGUUUGUCCUCAGCAAUGGCCUGCUCUCAUAUUACAGGACGCAGGCGGAGAUGGCCCAUACGUGUCGUGGAACAAUCAACUUGGCCACGGCACACAUCGACACAGAGGACGCCUGCAAUAUUGUCCUGAGCAGUGGUGGCCGCACUUACCACCUGAAGGCUAGCACAGAAGUGGAGCGGCAGAGAUGGGUCACAGCGCUGGAGUUGGCCAAAGCUAAAGCCAUCCGCAUGAUGAACGAUCAAUCUGAUGACUCAGGGGACGAGGAGCCCACAUCCCAGUCGGACCGCAGCGAGAUUCAGGGUACCCUGAAGAUACUUGUCAGCAAGCUCGAUGACCUCAGCACGUGUAAUGACCUGAUCGCCAAGCAUGGGGCGGCCCUGCAGCGUUCCCUGAGUGAACUCGAGGGCCUGAAAGUCCCCGUGGAGGGAGGGGAGAAGAUCAAGGCAGUCAACGAAAGGGCCACCCUCUUCCGCAUCACUUCCAAUGCUAUGAUCAAUGCGUGUCGAGACUUCUUGGACCUAGCAGAGACUCACAGUAGGAGGUGGCAGCGGGCCCUGCAGUAUGAGCGAGAGCAGCGCACUCACCUAGAGGAGACCAUUGAGCAGCUAGCCAAGCAGCAUAACAGCCUGGAGCGAGCGUGGAGAGAAGCACCCACGCUUGUUUCCAGCGCACCCAGUGCCCCUACCACCAACAAGGGAAGUGAGAGGCCGCACAAAGAAGAGGCAAGUGAUGAAGAUGAGGAUACUGAGUAUUUUGAUGCCAUGGAGGACUCCCCUGCAUUCAUCACAGUGACUGCCACUGAGAACACACAGCACAGACGAUCUCAGAGUAAUUUGAGCGGAGCGAGCGGAGGUCACCCCAAUGACUGGAACCAGGACGACCAUAUGUCUCCCAGCUGUAACGAUGUGUCAGGGAAGGAGCUGCAGCCCCGCAGACAGAGGCGGACUCAUAUCCCAGACAAGCCCAACUACUCCCUCAAUUUAUGGAGCAUCAUGAAGAACUGCAUUGGCAAGGAGCUCUCUAAAAUCCCCAUGCCUGUAAACUUCAAUGAGCCCCUGUCAAUGCUGCAGCGUCUCACUGAGGACCUGGAGUAUCAUGAGCUUCUGGACAAGGCAGCACGCUGUGAGUCCUCCCUGGAGCAGAUGUGCCUGGUUGCUGCCUUCUCGGUCUCCUCCUACUCCACAACAGUCCACCGGACAGCGAAGCCCUUCAACCCCCUCCUGGGCGAGACCUAUGAGCUCGAUCGCCUGGAAGAGUUCGGCUACCGCUCGCUGUGUGAGCAGGUGAGCCAUCACCCCCCUGCAGCUGCACAUCAUGUGAUUUCCCAACGAGGCUGGACCCUGUGGCAGGAAAUCACCAUUGCCAGCAAGUUCCGCGGCAAAUACCUCUCCAUAAUGCCUCUGGGUGCCAUUCACCUGCAGUUCCACGCCAGCGGGAACCACUAUGUUUGGAGAAAGGUCACCUCCACGGUGCACAACAUCAUUGUGGGCAAGCUGUGGAUUGACCAGUCGGGGGACAUUGAGAUUGUGAAUCACAGGACCAAGGAGACCUGCCAACUCAAGUUCUCUCCCUACAGUUAUUUCUCCAGGGACGUUCCACGGAAGGUGACAGGUGUGGUGUCAGACAGUGGUGGCCAAGCUCACUACAUCCUCUCCGGUACAUGGGAUGAUAAAAUGGAGAGUGCCAAGAUCAUUCAGAGCAGCCGAGGGGGCAGUGGAUCAGAGGGCAAGCAGAAGACCGUCUAUCAGACUUUGUCCCCCAAACUGCUGUGGAAGAAAUACCCUCUCCCGGAGAACGCUGAUAACAUGUACUACUUCUCUGCGCUGGCACUGACCCUGAAUGAGCUGGAGGAAGGAGUGGGACUUACCGACAGCCGUCUGAGACCAGACCAGAGGCUGAUGGAGGACGGGCGAUGGGAUGAAGCAAACUCAGAAAAACAGAGGCUAGAGGAGAAACAAAGAGCUGUGAGAAGGAGGAGGGAAGCAGAGGCCUCAGACGCUCUGGAUGAAGAGUGUGAUUAUGACUCUGGUAAAGAAUAUGAAGGCUACCAGCCGUUGUGGUUUCACCAGAGGAGGGACUCAGUCACUGGCGAAACAAACUUUGUGUACAAGGGAGGUUACUGGGAGGCAAAAGACAGACAAGACUGGAGCAUGUGUCCUGACAUCUUCUAACCCAGGAACUGACCCCGGAUCACACCUAACCUCAUCGGACAGGGAACUGCUCAGCCUCUGGUCCUUACGCAUUCAGGCGUAGUUGGCUUAUGAGCUCUAUGUGGACCUUUGUGAGCAUGAGAAUGUGUAUGUUUCACACACUCUCGGAUUACACUGUACCUCCAAAUGUACACUCUCACUCUGUUUUUACUAUGGGUUAAAAGAAGGGGCGUUCCCUGGGUAGUCCUCUUUUACACUAUACUAUAACAGCAGUGAGGUAAUGUGUGGAUGUGAGAUAAUGAAGAUGUAACAUCACACAAUAAAGGCACCUGUGCACUCCCUAUCACUGACAACUAACAGGACAAAAUCAUAAAGAGGCACACAUCAGUAUUUCAGUGGUUACAAGAAAAACGUGUCCUCAUACUCAGUUUUCUUUAGCACAAUUGCGAUUAUGCUAGGCCUACUUUAUAAAUUUUAAAUUGGUUCCCUCUUUUCUCUUCAUAGGAAUGAUUUCAAGUGCUUAUAUUUGCCCCUUUUGGUUGCUUAAAGAUAGAGCCUGAGUAUGAUAUCUGGUAAUUUCUGUCUCUUAGGUUUUGUAAAAUAUUAUGGAGACCCAAAGUGUUUUAAAUUAAAAAAACAAAAAACAUCACCAUAUUAAUAACUACAGACAAUGUAAUAUAACCAUAAAAUAGUGAAAGAAUCAAAUACAUUUUUAAAAAUUAACUCAUUUUAUAAAAUGUCAUUUCUUGCUGCUUAUUAGGAGCAAUGGAGUUUAUUUCCAUUUUUAUUUACAACUAUGUUACUUUAAUUUUUUCCCAUAAUUCCACAUUUUUUUUAUCAAAAAAUCUUUAUCUGUUAGUCAAGACAAACAGGGCAGAGCCAAUUAUGUGCACUUGCUUUAAUCUAAUUGACAUUACCAAAUGAAAUGGUCAUUGGGAAAAUUAAAAUAAAUGAAAUAAAUACAGACUUUGGAAAAAAAUACAUUUUGAAAUAAAAACUGCUAAAAAGAAAACCAACUGACUGCAAUAAACCAAUUUAAGUGUGAAAAUAAUUUAUUCUCAAAUGAAUAUGAUUGCAGUUUUAUUGUAGUUAUAUAGUUUGUCUGUAUUUAUUUAUAUGAUUAUUUAUUUGGGUCUCCAUAAUCAACAGCUAUUUUUGAUUGGGCAAAUGAUCUCCUUCUUAUAAGGUUGAGGCUGGUUUAUCUGAAGUGGUAAAAUAUUUAGCAAUGCAGAAAUAUGUUUUAAUAUGUUUUAUUUGUUGUGAAUGUAGGGGUCUCCCUAUAGGUACAUGCAAUUAGUCUGUUCAAUAGUCAGUUAGACUGUAGUCCAUGUAGUGAUAAUAUUGGCGGCUUAUCCAUUGCAUACUUUGAAUAUGAAAUGCCUUUGUGCUUAAUGCAUUUCAGUCAUCUAAACAUACUUCAGACAUCUUCCAUUUGUGAUUCUGAUUAGCAAAAUUCUACAGUAGUCAGUCCUUUAGUUGUAACACAUUAGUGCAAAUGCAACAGUACAACAUUAAACUUCAAAACAUUCAUAUCACUCUAACAGGAAUCUCCAUCAAAUACCUGAAUACGCACUUUUCACUGUGGUUGACCAUAGGUUAGCACAUAUCUCUGUGUUGAUGUUGAUGUUGAGACUUUACCUUGUCUUCUGGUGCUCUCCCAUAGCAACACAUACCAUAUCCUUAGUGACCAUUUUGACUGACAUCAUUCUUAGUGAUCGUACAAAGUACUAAGUCUGCGCCAAAUCACUGAGACAAUCAGUCAUUGCCACCCAGUGCAUCCAGGAACAUGUUGGUUCCUAUAGUGUGCAUUGCACUAGCUCCUCCCAUCAAUCACUAAUUUGUAGUUCAGAUGUUUUGCAGUGGGACUACACUACGUGAGACUGGAGUGGUUUCUCAUAGGAGUUCACAGUGGCUUCAGCUGAGGUCAGGAAGUCAGGGCUGGUUCCUGUAACACACCACUGUGCAGUCAGUUUUAGCCACAGAGGACUCCCCCAGCUGCUGCUCCAGACUCACCAGAGCUCACAUGUAGUCCUUUCAUUCAGUGUUUGUGGACACGCUGAUCUGGGAUCAGCUCACGAAGGUACCCUCAGUCUUUUGCCUUUAAUUGACUGAACAAGGGAAAUAGUCCUCUGACCUGUGCACUACAUGUCUACAGUGACAAGAGUUACAGUGACAAAACCAGUUAGUAUUUUUUUGUAAUUAUUGUUAGGAAUGUAGGAUUCAAGGCUGGAGGUAUUGUAUCUACCGUCUGGUCUAUUUGUGUGAAUAUUUUGUGAUAAAAGAAUGAUAUUGUAAAAAUUAAGAAUAAUUAUACUAAUCGGAGUAUUAAGUUAUCUGUACAGCAUAGUUCAAAUUUGAAAAAUUGACUGAAUGAGCCUGAAGGAUUUGUUGUAAUUUUAAUUUUUAAUCCAGAUUAAUUCUGUGAAGAUGGAAGUUAAUCCUGAGGCACCUGCAAUCUGGCUGCAGAUUCAUCUUUUAUACUUCCAUAAACUGUCUUAACACACUGAAAAUAAAUUUUAUAGAGUCCUUGAUACUAGCACAUUAGUAACUGUGGUUCAGUUAUCAUUUCUUCUGAUGUGGAGGGCAUGAAGAUGUUUAAAAUGCACUGGAAAAGAAAUUCAUUAACAGUAGAGUUCCCCUCCAUGCUGAGUGUUUGGCUGAUAGAGAUUUUCAGUUGUAUAAUAUGAGCUCUUAAAGUGUAAACUGUUUAUCUGUGAGAUUCUUUACCAGUGAAUUAAUGAAAUGAAAUGAUUGAUGAUUGAUGUUUUUUUGCACAAAAGAUGCUUCUUUUACCCAUUUACAUAAAAGGUUUUGAUUAAUUUUUGAUUUGUGGUUGUCAUGAACACAGUUUGAUCAAUCACUAAAUCUCUUGUUUAGAACAAUUUGGUAAAAGGAAAAAUGUAGCAUUUUUGGAAAUACAUCUUAUAUCUCUUUAAGAGAAGUUUCAUACCUCUUUAAAUUCUCAAGCUUUAACCAGCAGCUGUUUAGCUUAGCUUAGCACAAAGACUGGAAACGGGGAUAACAGCUAGCCUGGCUCUGUCUAAGAGUAAAGAAUCCACUUACCAGCACCUCUGAAGCUACUGAUAACACAUUAUAUCUUCUUUGUUUAAUCUUCAGGAAGUCAAUGCUCCUGGUCAACCAAUACUCUUAACACAUAACUCCCCUUAAAACAACAACUAUACACUUUGGGUUUUUUACAAAUUAAACAAAUGAGAUGUUAAUUAGUCAACUUCAGAGCUGCUUGUAGCUGGAUUUUUUUUUUUGUUGUUGAAAGGAUCCAGUCUAGUUAUCUCCCUGUUUCCAUUCUUUGAGUUAAGCUAAGAUAACUAGCUACUGGCUUUAGCCUUACCGCACGACAGACAGUCAUGAGAGUGGUAUUGAUCUUCUCAUCUAACUUUUAACAAGAAAACAAAUAAGUGUAUUUCCCAAAAUGUCAAACGAUUCCUUCAAUUUUACUUCACUGCUUGAGUUCUCUUCUCGUCUAUCCGCAUCACACAGACUCAAACACUUCCAUUAGCACGUACAUAAAUACAAGCUAUUGAGGUUGUGGACACUUUAAAUCAUAUCAUGGGUGUCACAUAUAGGGAUGGACAUUACUGCAGCAAGAUGUUUCUUUUUUUUUGCCAUCUUGGAAAUUGUCAUUGUACAGUUAAUUCUGUAUCAUCACGCACAGUCAUGACAUCUGACAGAACACCGGUCACUGCUGAGUGGUGGUGAAGAAACUGUACAAAUGGAAACUUAGUUUGUGAUUUACUUUUUUCAGCGAUCAAUAUGAGGUUCACUAGAGAUUUACUUUAAUAUAUUGUGUUUGAGAUGAUUUUAUAUUUGAGAAUACAUAUUAUAUUUUGGAUGAUAAUGGAGAGCUCAUCAUACGUUUUAAUCAAUAUAUUUCCAAAUAACUUGACCUCAGUACUUGAUGGUGACUUGCCUACUGAAGUUGCCCCUCUGAGGGCUUGUACAGUCUCGGACAGCUGUAGCAAUAACGCUGUGAGGUGUAGAUUUGUUAGGUGAUGGCUGUUGUUGCUUCAUACAGUUGUCUGUCUCAUGCAGAAAGGGGAAAAAACAACCAAAGUGUAAAUGGAGAGUGUACUGUAGACUUUAAAAAUAAAACUCUUCAUCUGCCUUCCCUAUUUCAUAGGGAUCUAAUGUAAACCCCCCCUCAUUGUUUCUCUCAUUUCAUCUCACCCAACUCUCAAUUCACUAUGGUGUGAUUUUUAGCUUUAAUUUUUAUGCUUUUAUUUUCUCUUCUGGUUUCUAUCUUCUCAUGGGUGCCAUUAUUCUUAUGUUGGUGUUUUCAUACUGUUUGUAUGCAUAAUGAGCUUGAUUUGUGUGCAUGCGUGGCACACAUUUCCUUCUCAUAUAGUUUUGAGGCAGAGGUCAACUAAUGAAGACCGGGAGAUUUUUCUUGCCUUGUCUACACUGAACCCUGUUUCUCCUUGGACUGUGACUCACGGCUUUGUUGUAAGACAGUGGUGAUGUUAAUCUGUAUUCGAUGAAAGUUAUGAAACACAUCACAACAGUGGCCUGGUACAGGAGGUCAAAGGUGAUUGACCUGCCUUGACUACUACUCUUACUUCCCAAAUACACAAACGUGUAUUCAGGUGUUACUGCAGAUUCAACUGAGGUUUUGCUUCUUUUUUUUUUUAAAUUGUGUAUUUUUCUCCCUUAAUUUCUACUCGUAUAACAUUGUCUUUAAACAACAAAGACACAAUAAUGAAAAAAGAAGAUAAUAAAGUUGUUAUUGUUGACACUGAA
Seriola aureovittata is the source of this 7233-nucleotide messenger RNA. RefSeq names its product oxysterol binding protein 2b (gene osbp2b). The transcript has 15 exons. Gene Ontology annotation, molecular function: cholesterol binding. NCBI's taxonomy places the organism in Eukaryota, Metazoa, Chordata, Actinopteri, Carangiformes, Carangidae. The record is from RefSeq and is a predicted model, not a curated record. Gene Ontology annotation, cellular component: intracellular membrane-bounded organelle; membrane; cytosol. Bases 208 to 2499 code for a protein of 763 amino acids.